This is a messenger RNA of Anopheles gambiae (African malaria mosquito), 5697 nucleotides long. RefSeq names its product muscle M-line assembly protein unc-89-like. The record is from RefSeq and is a predicted model, not a curated record. Lineage: Eukaryota; Metazoa; Arthropoda; Insecta; Diptera; Culicidae. The coding region runs from base 189 to 2699 and encodes 836 amino acids. The transcript is spliced from 16 exons.
CGCCUUCGCUGGGGACUAAUUUGGAUUCGCGAUCGCCGGUGCCAUCGACGAGCGGUACGCCAUCAGCAGGUAGCAACAUAGAGCCUUGUCAUGAAGCAUUCUACGAUGCGGAUUCGGAGUCGGAAUCUGAGGGGGAACCAUCUACGCAGGAGACGCCUUUCCCGUUGGCAGCCGUACAGGAUCCGUUCAUGUCGUUGGCUUAUGCUAGCAGCGAUGCAGGCUACGAUGCGGAUUCGGAGUCGGAACCUGAGGGGGAACCGAUGAAACUCCACGUUCCGCCAUCUACGCAGGAAACGCCUAUCCCGUUGGCAGUCCAACAGGAUCCGUUCAUGUCGUUGGCUUUUGCUAGCAGCGAUGAGUAUUUCUCCAAUACACUGGGGCAACUACCGAGUUUGAGCCGAACGUACCGCGAUAGCAAACAACCAUGGAUGGUCAUUACGGAUAAACCACAGGGGCCGUUACUAGACGAUGGCGAUAAGAACUGGAUGUGGAAGCAAUACGACGAAUUGUCGACAUCGGGGACGGUUUCGCCAACGCUUCAAACGGUUGAGCCAGCGCAGGAGAUGUUUGAUGAUACAUCAAAUAUCGUUGAACCUACAGUUGAGCCUGUGUCGGAGAACAUUGAGCCAUCGAUGGUUGAAUGUAAGUCGGAGAUGUUUGAAGAUACAUCAGAAAUAGGUGAACACACAGUUGAGCCUAUGUCGGAGACUAUUGAGCCGGAGAUGGCUGUGUCUGUUGAACCUACAGUUGAGUCUGUGUCGGAGAACAUUGAGCCAAAGGUGGUUGAAUGUAAGACGGAAAUGAUUGAGCACACACCGGAAAUAGUUGAGUUUACAGUUGAGCCUAUGGCAGAGACUGCUGAGCCUAACUGCGAGAUGUUUGAGGCAAAGCUGGAGGCAGAUGAGCCUACACAGGAGACGAUGGAGUCUAUUCCACCGCCGUGGACGGGUUCUUCAGAGUUAGGGACAGAUUUGCUAACGUCGGAAACGGUUCCACCACCACCGUUGUCAACGGUGAACGAAUUAUGCGAUGACGUAAUAUUCGUCCACGGGUCAGACUCGGAGACGGAUACGACCGGAAAACUUUCGUUGGAAGAACUGAUGGGGCUCGACGAUAUGCCACAGACCCCGGAACCGUCUCAGUCGAUGGUCACCACCCGCAGCAAGUCGGGGUCGCCGAAGACAUCACGCAAAUCCAAGACGUCAUCGUUGCGCACGGGUAAGGGUUCAGAAAUAGAUGAACCUACAGUUGAGCCUGUGUCGGAGAACAUUGUGCCAUCGAUGGUUGAAUGUAAGUCGGAGAUGUUUGAAGAUACAUCAGAAAUAGGUGAACACACAGUUGAGCCUAUGUCGGAGACUAUUGAGCCGGAGAUGGCUGUGUCUGUUGAACCUACAGUUGAGUCUGUGUCGGAGAACAUUGAGCCAAAGGUGGUUGAAUGUAAGACGGAAAUGAUUGAGCACACACCGGAAAUAGUUGAGUUUACAGUUGAGCCUAUGGCAGAGACUGCUGAGCCUAACUGCGAGAUGUUUGAGGCAAAGCUGGAGGCAGAUGAGCCUACACAGGAGACGAUGGAGUCUAUUCCACCGCCGUGGACGGGUUCUUCAGAGUUAGGGACAGAUUUGCUAACGUCGGAAACGGUUCCACCACCACCGUUGUCAACGGUGAACGAAUUAUGCGAUGACGUAAUAUUCGUCCACGGGUCAGACUCGGAGACGGAUACGACCGGAAAACUUUCGUUGGAAGAACUGAUGGGGCUCGACGAUAUGCCACAGACCCCGGAACCGUCUCAGUCGAUGGUCACCACCCGCAGCAAGUCGGGGACGCCGAAGACAUCACGCAAAUCCAAGACGUCAUCGUUGCGCACGGCAUGCGAUGGCGUAAUAUUCGUCCACGGGUCAGACUCGGAGACGGAUACGACCGGAAAGCUUUCGUUGGAAGAACUGAUGGAGCUCGACGAUAUGCCACAGACCCCGGAACCGUCUCAGUCGAUGGUCACCACCCGCAGCAAGUCGGAGUCGCCGAAGACAUCACGCAAAUCCAAGACGUCAUCGUUGCGCACGGCAUGCGAUGGCGUAAUAUUCGUCCACGGGUCAGACUCGGAGACGGAUACGACCGGAAAGCUUUCGUUGGAAGAACUGAUGGAGCUCGACGAUAUGCCACAGACCCCGGAACCGUCUCAGUCGAUGGUCACCACCCGCAGCAAGUCGGUUGCUGCGGGACCGUCGAAGACAACUCGCAACUCCAAGACGUCAUCGACGCGCACGGCAUGCAAUGGCGUAAUAUCCGACCACGGGUCAGACUCGGAGACGGAUACGACCGAAAAGCUUUCGUUGAAAGAACUGAAGGAGCAGGACGAGCCGCCACAGGUCCAGGAACCGUCUCAGUCGAUGGUCACCACCCGCAGCAAGUCGGUUGCUGCGGGACCGUCGAAGACAACUCGCAACUCCAAGACGUCAUCGACGCGCACGGCGAACCAACCGGCCGGCCCGAUACAGCUGUCGGAGGCGGGGCGCGUACCGUGGAAUGGGCGCGCGCGCCGCCUACCCCCAGGGUUUCAAUCGAAGCUCGCCCGCAAACGCUCGCUCUCCCGCAGCCCUCCGCCGCCCCCGCGACGCAGAAUUGAAGUGGUGCUGCCGCUGCCGCCGCCCUCCGACGAUGAGGAAAGCGACGCAGAGGACGAGGGACAAUCAAAACCGUAGGGGAUGUUAUCGAACAUUCGGGGGGUGUUGUUACAAUACUAGACCUUAGAGUUAGAGUAGAAAAUUUUGCAAAUUUUCUCGAAGCGCCUCACAAACCUGCAAAACUGCGCCGACCAUUUUCACGAACGCUUUGCGUAGCGUUUGGGCGGCAGAUUAACUUAUUAUUGUUUUAUACUUAGACAGGCGACCACUCGCAUUAUUGAUAACUCAUGAACUAAAACACAUGUUGCCUCGCCAGGUAGAGCAAAUUAUUCGAUAGAGAGACAUAUAAAAUAAUUUUAUUAGUUCCAUAUAAUAUUACAUUCCUCCGGGUUCUUACUGUUGCUGUUGGUUGGGGUUUUUUUUAACACACUUACACCGCCAAUAUGAAUAGUAUAUAUAUGUAUAUAUAGAUGGUAUAUAGGUAUCUGUUUUCCCCCGUGCCCAAAUUUUCGGAUGAGCGCACUUUGUGCGGCAUUCCAAUUUGAAUUCCAACUAGAAUGCGUGCUCUAUCGCUCAUAUGGGUUCGGGACUGGGGCUACGGGGUUGGGGUGUAGCAGCUGCAGGAUAGAUCGAAUCGCUCAUGUAUUGGGGACACGGUUUUUUUUUGUUUUGUUUUUGUUUCUCACUACUUAUGCCUACACUAUCUUAGUAACAGGAUUUAUCGUUCGCUCGCCUGCGGAGCAAACGCUUUGCCGCCGGAGCGCUGUAGCGCUGUUUGAAACCCGAAACAGCAACACAAAAUGGCUCGUGGAGAGAAGAGGGCGAUGGGUGAGAGUGGAUGGCGGUGUGACAAUCAGUAUUUGCUCGCUGCCAUUCCGGCUUUAAUUACAUUUUCCUACGGGUGGCCUAACAAACCAGCUACACCGAAAAACACGUUUUCAUCCAUUUCACCUACGGGCGACCUCCACAACCACCGUUUCCAUUUUAUCGAUGUGUGAUGGGUGUAGUUGCUUUUUAUUUACUUUUACUUUAAAUUCCGUUCUUGCUUCGGGUGUCGGUGUGCCGGCCGAAGGAUAAGGAAAUAACGCCCACGCACUCGCACGUCGUGGGCCAAGAUUGAUUGGGGCUUGUCCUUUUUAACCGGGGCGACAGGGCUUUCCACCAACCAAUCUAGUAGUGUCUGUGUGGUUUGGAAAGAUGGGUAGUACGGCGCCAAUGAUUAAUGGUUGGAUGCGACUGGAUGCGGACGGAUGAAUUGGAUUCGGAGGAGCAGGAAUUUGGAGCGUCAAAAAUUCGUCGUCGUCGUCGUCGUCGCAGCAGCCAACGCAGCACACCAGCGUGUGAAGGUGAAUAUAUUUAAAUUGAUUUCUGCUCCCUGCUCUCCCCCUACAGCUAUAUAGCCCCAAACCCCUGACCCAAAUAGUUUUCUUUUUAUUUUUUUUCGCGGGAAAAAUGGUUGCGCAAAUGCUAAAAUGGUUGUUUUCUCCCCCUUUCUCCUCCUAUUUAGCGCCGCCCUAAUUUUACUCGCCAUCAACGCCAUUGCUACUGGGUGCAACGGUUGCCUCAUCACCACCACCACCUCCGUCCGCUGAUACCUGCUGCUGCAGUGCCGUCGUCCGCACCUCGUCCGAAGCUGCCACCGUCGUCUCCUCGUUCGUCUCCAGAAUGAUCAGCUCGAUGCGCUCCUGGUGGUGGUGGUGGUGGUGGUCGCACCCGUUCGGCGCACACGGUCGCUUCCGCCGCCCGGCACCGUCGCUGGCGCAUCCCCGCACGCCGCCGCCCCCGUUUGCUGGCCGACACUGGAACUGGGUCCGCUUGCCACCGGCCGCACCGCCGGUGUACGGUCCGCUCUAGUCGUAGCUCUGCUGGUAUCACCGCAACAGCGACGUCUCGGUCGACUGGACCUGUUUUUUUUUGGGAUUUGCAUUAAUGUUAAACUCUCACUUUCAUUACUUAGUUGGUUGUAAGUGGACCAAGCAGGGUGUAAUUUUGGGUAUCAGGAUGUGAUUUGAAAUGGGAAAUAGUUGCAAUAUUUAGCGAAAUUGAAAAUAUUAGACAAAACACGGUUAAAAUUGCACAAAUUGUUUGCAAAAGCGAAACGGAAACACAUACAGUUCACCUAGCAGCCAUUGCAUUGCUAUUGUACAAAUAUUUUUAGCAUUACUAAUUGUUACCGUUGGCAUCAAGUCUUGUUGAAGACGAUUGAUGAAUUCAUAUCUAUUGCGUUCUUAUUGCGUUCCAAAACAAAAAUCAAAUUGUCUAAUUGGACCUGUUUUUUUUUGGGAUUCGCAUUAAUGUUAAACUCUCACUUUGAUUACUUAGUUGGUUGUAAGUGGACCAAGCAGGGUGUAAUUUUGGGUAUCAGGAUGUGAUUUGAAAUGGGAAAUAGUUGCAAUAUUUAGCGAAAUUGAAAAUAUUAGACAAAACACGGUUAAAAUUGCACAAAUUGUUUGCAAAAGCGAAACGGAAACACAUACAGUUCACCUAGCAGCCAUUGCAUUGCUAUUGUACAAAUAUUUUUAGCAUUACUAAUUGUUACCGUUGGCAUCAAGUCUUGUUGAAGACGAUUGAUGAAUUCAUAUCUAUUGCGUUCUUAUUGCGUUCCAAAACAAAAAUCAAAUUGUCUUAUUUUGCAUACUCCUAUUGGAUUUUUAUCCACCAUUCAACUGAAGCGUCAAAGCGAAGAAGGCUGUGCACGAGCGCAGGAAUUGGCUAUUGGGCAAUUGAACAAUUAAUAAGGACAUGCAUGCUGCGAUAGAAACGAAAAACAGGGAUAUUGUACAAAACUGUGCACCUCGUGCCUUAAAAUGAACCAUUUUACAUUCUCAUUUUACCAGUAAGAUAAAUUAUUGCUUUGAGUACAAACAACGCUAGUUAACAGUGUUACUAUUUGUUAUACAUAAAAAAACGUUAAAAUGUGAUUGAAAUGUAAGACAAAACAUUUCGCGAUCAACGGAACAGUUCCUGUAUUAAUUAUUAUUAUUAUAAAUAUUGUAAAAACAAAUGCCUUUACGUAAAUUACGUUCAACGAUGCAUUAAAAGGACAUGUAAAGAAGGAUACAUUUGCUACAAAACA